This is a messenger RNA of Nicotiana attenuata, 2322 nucleotides long. RefSeq lists its product as uncharacterized. The record is from RefSeq and is a predicted model, not a curated record. Gene Ontology annotation, molecular function: hydrolase activity, hydrolyzing O-glycosyl compounds. The coding region runs from base 91 to 2010 and encodes 639 amino acids. The transcript is spliced from 14 exons. Lineage: Eukaryota; Viridiplantae; Streptophyta; Magnoliopsida; Solanales; Solanaceae. Gene Ontology annotation, biological process: carbohydrate metabolic process.
UUAUAAAUCCUUUCGUUUUUAUCAUAUAAAUCUUCAAAACCCCAAACUCAAAAAUCACUCUAAUUUUAAAGAAUACUACACUGAAAAGGGAUGAUCUUGAAAGCUUCUUUUUUCAUCAUCUUCUUCACUCUUUUUCUUCACUGGGAAACCUCGGAAACUAAAUCUCAAGGUGAAAUUGGACAAGCCAGCUUACCACCAAGAGGUUGGAAUUCCUAUGACUCGUUUUGUUGGACAAUCUCUGAGGAAGAGUUUCUUAAGAAUGCAGAACUUGUAGCACUGCGACUAAAAGCUCAUGGUUAUCAGUAUGUUGUGGUGGACUUUCUUUGGUAUAGGAAGAAAAUAGAAGGUGCUUAUACCGAUUCGUAUGGUUAUGACGUCAUUGAUAAGUGGGGAAGGAUGCUUCCUGACCCUGGUAGAUGGCCUUCCUCUCGAGGUGGAAAAGGAUUUUCUGAAGUGGCCCAAAAAGUUCAUAGCAUGGGCCUGAAAUUUGGGAUUCAUGUCAUGAGAGGUUUAAGUAAACAAGCAUUUAAUGCUAACACCCUCAUACUGGAUACCGCUACGGGCAAAGCUUAUGAAGAGGCUGGUCGACAAUGGCGUGCACAAGAUAUAGGAAUUAAGGAGAGGGCUUGUGCGUGGAUGACAAAUGGUUUCAUGAGUGUGAAUACCAAGUUGGGAGCUGGAAGAGCAUUUCUUAGGUCACUUUAUCAACAAUACGCUGACUGGGGUGUUGAUUUUGUGAAGCAUGACUGUGUAUUCGGCGAUGACUUGGAUUUAGAUGAGAUAACUGUUGUUUCAGAGGUAUUGAACGGACUUAAACGGCCUAUCGUAUAUUCCUUGUCCCCGGGAACUAAUGCAAAACCAACCAUGGCAAAGGAUAUAAGUGGUUUGGUCAACAUGUAUCGUGUAACCGGUGAUGACUGGGAUGAUUGGAAUGAUGUGUCUGCGCACUUCAAUGUUGCUAGGGACUUUUCUGCUGCUAACUUAGUAGGAGUCAAGGGCCUGAAGGGGAAGUCGUGGCCGGACUUAGAUAUGCUACCACUUGGAUGGCUAACAGACGCAGGUUCAAAUCUUGGUCCACACAGAAAUUGCAGGCUUAAUCUGGAUGAGCAACGGACUCAGGUGACUCUAUGGUCGAUGGUCAGGUCCCCUUUCAUCUUUGGUGGAGAUAUGAGAAGGCUUGAUGAUACUACAUUCAAUCUUCUUACAAAUCCUACUCUGUUGGAGAUUAACUGGUUUAGCUCAAACAACAUGGAGUUUCGUUAUGUAACAGGUUCAUUAAGUUCACCUGGAAAGCAUGGUUUGACCCACAAUUCCAAGAAUGAAGGAAAGACGAGUGUGCUGGAGACGAGAGUUUUGGUUCUCAGGAGCUGCAAAGAUGUGAAGGCAAAUGGAUGGUCCACUAAAGUUCUUGACAAUGAUGUAGCGCAAGUGUGCUGGGAAGAGAGCUCAAAUAAUCGCACCUCACCUUUUUGUCUAUACAAGAGAAAAGCAGCUUCAGCAUCAGAGGGGGUGAUGGUAUAUAACCACCAAAGUCACGGAAAGCUUCACUUAUUGGUAACAGAGAGAACAGAACUUUGUUUUAGUGCAUCUUCAAAUAGAAAGCUUACAUCCAAGGAGUCGAGCAGAGGUUCAUUUUCACGAUGCAGAUCCCAUGCCAACCAGAUGUGGGAGUUGAACAACAAUGGAACACUCAAGAAUAGUUAUUCUGGUCUUUGUGCUUCCUUGGAUAUUGUCAAAGCUUCGUCUGGUGGAGUUAGGUCCUGGCUUGCAACUGGAAGGAGAGGAGAAAUCUACUUGGCUUUCUUCAAUUUGAACAACCAGGUGACGGAUAUGUCAGCAAAGAUAUCAGACAUAGCCAAGGCAAUUCCUGCUAGAAGAAGAAGUUCAAAUGUUACGACGUGCACAGCCAGAGAAGUAUGGAGUGCCACAAAUCUUGGAGCCAUAAAGGAUUCAGUAUCUAUGUCAGUAAAAGCUCACGGUUGUGCGCUCUUCGUCUUGCACUGCAACUAAUCCACCUCUGCAUCAAGUCCACGCUGUAUCCAUCUACUUCUGUUGGAUGUUACUGAUAUGGAAUAUUACUAUCCUUGUGUCUAUUUCUUUUUGUGUAUCAUUAUCAUUAGAAGUAUGGCGAGGGGACGGAGCAGUCUUUUCGUUCGGGUCAUCUCUAAGUCCUCGUCGGGAGGGUCAUACAAUCAACCCACCUGUCUCAGAGUGGCGCCAAGAUUCCCAAGUUGUCUCAUCACAUCCACUUUUGGAGCCCUCUGCCUUUGAGUAAUAGACAGAUUUUCUCGUAUAUAAAGAAAGAGAUUAUUGAAGGUAGUA